Molecule: messenger RNA, 1131 nt
Organism: Peromyscus californicus insignis
Lineage: Eukaryota; Metazoa; Chordata; Mammalia; Rodentia; Cricetidae
Source: RefSeq, a predicted model, not a curated record
AUGCAGCUCAACCUUCUGUCCCAGGACACCUGGAGACAUGGACACCACGGGGCCUACCUCGGGCCUAUUGAAAGGGAGUCCCCCUUGACUCUCCGGGGGUCCUCUGUCAGCCAUCUUUACUACAUUCUCUCUCCUGGGGACAGAAGAGCCUACCUGCUUGAUGACUCCUCCAAUUCCAUCCAGAGACAGCCCCUGGCUGUCCCCAUGGGGCUUGAGGACAGUGCCCCCAGUCAGCAGCAGCAGCAGCAGCAGCCUGGGGCUGCUCUCCAGGAGCUGGAAGAGGAGGAAAUCGCCCCGACAGAUGUUAAAUACCGCCUGCAGCUGCUUGAGGAGGCUCCAUUGCAGAGAGAGAGUUCAAGUGUACACAACCAGUUCUACAAGCCUGCAUGGGUCCCGGUCAGCAAGACUCACAGAGAAUGGUUCAAGCCCUGGAAGAUGGGCAAUGUGGUACAUGGGCACGAGUCCUCCCAUUCAGGUCACAUUCAGGGCAGAAGAAUAGCACCAAGAGGACAUCUGAACCACGUGGAGCACAUCAACCAGGACCAGACCAACACCCAAGCCCCAGUGUGGAGUCAAGUUCUCUCACCUGGUCUAGACAAGAGCAGUCAAGGGAUCACCCAACCCACACAGCGUAUGGCGAGGGAAAUGGCACCUGGCUGGCCCACGACCCACGCACAUCAGGAGCCGAGCCAGACAAAGCAGGGGACAGCCAUUACGGGGACAAAGAGAGCUGCCAAGUUUGAUGAAGCCACAGCAUCCAGGAUGUCCUGUCUGCCACCUCUCAAGCUCCUGCCGAGAAGAGUCAAGAGUAAGUGCCCCCCCAACACACCUGGAAUCUUCCAAGCCAAAUUCCAAACAGACCUGACCGGCAGGCACUUCUUCCAAGACUGGAGGGCUCAGCCCCAAGGGCGCUAUGGAAGCCAUGAAAAACCCCUGGUGCCAUUUGAGGAUCAAGUCAACCCCAGGCUCACCUACAUGCCCUUGUUUACUCAAAGAGCGAAGCUGACAAGUCCAAGGCCAAUGGCAUCAAGCAUGAGACAAAUACUUCCUCAGCUGAGCAGGGAAAAUCCAACAGCUCCAGAAUUUCAGCCUCAAAACCAGAACAUGUGGAAAACCAGACCGCCUGAGUAA